ACUCAAAGCAACAAGACCUCUAGUCUGAGCUUGGCGGCUCAUCCGGCAGCUGACAAGAAAACACUUUACUAAAGGGAUAAAUUAUCAAAACAGAUGAUGAAAGCCCUUUCCGGAGUGUGGAUUCUCCUCCUCCUCAGCAGCGGCAAUGUAUCUGGCCUUAAUUCAGUGUUGGUGAGAGAUCAUAAAUACAUCAACUAUCCAGCCAGCUGGGAGAAUGCACGACACACAUGCAAACGCUACUACAGUGACCUGGCCACUAUCUACUCAGAGGCAGAUGUGGAAGACCUGUACUUUCAACAAUACUAUGCCUGGAUUGGCAUGCAGAGAGAUCAGGCUAAAUGGAGUGACAUUCUCGUGUCGGAUCACAACUUUGAGUUACUUCAUCUUUGGGAAGACCGCAACCCACCUUACAUUCCUGAAUGUGUUGCAGUCAGCCACCAUAACUUCUUUUACCAAAGCAAACCAAUAAUUAACAGAGUAUAUGGCCUGAAUUGUGGAAGUCACCACUUCUUCAUCUGUCAGGACAAUCAAAAUGGACAAACUGAUUAUAUCUUCAUACCUGAAGCAAAGAACUGGUCUGAGGCUCAGCAUUACUGUAGCCAAAACCAUGAAGAGCUGGCAAAUAUCCCCACCGUGAGUCUGUCCACCACUGUCCAGAAGCAGGACUUUCCCAUCUGGAUUGGACUCCAUAAAGAUGGUGGAUCAUGGAACUGGAAUGCAGGCUCCUCAGAAUACCAUAGAUGGGCAUUAAAUGAGCCAAGUGCCAUAGGAGACUGUGUAUCCAUCUCCUCUGAGACAAAUAAUAUGUCUGCCCAAAACUGCAAUGCCUCUUUUCCAUUCCUCUGUAUCUCUGACAAUGUGAUCCUGGUGAAGGAAGAAAAGAGCUGGGAGGAGGCACUGAAACACUGCAGAGGACUCAAGUCAUCCAACCACACAAACCUUCGAUUCGAUCUGCUCAGCCUGCAGCCUGGGGAGGAGUCUCUGUACAUGAUGGCAAAGGUCAUGGAUGCAGAUACUGAGGAGGUUUGGACUGGCCUUUGUUUCCUAGCUGGUGAAUGGCUGUGGGUAAAUGGGGCAGAUAUGCUGCACACUGACCUGCCCUUCUGCCCUACUCAACAGCAGAAUUGUGGAGCCCUAUCCAAGAAGGAUGCUGGCAAAAUGAAGACAAGGGACUGUUUACAGAAGAAAAACUUUCUCUGUUACAGUUAUGCAUCCACCCAUUAGUCUCAUUGAGGAGGUCAACAUUAGUGGCAUUAAGGAUCAACUCUGCAGUAAAAAAUAAAUAAUCUAUACUUAUUCAUGAAAAGAAGCAACCAAAGAUUUGCUUCAGAAAUUUAGCAAGAGAUAGCCCUAAGCUAACACAUCUAGGUAUGGAUUGCUCUAUUAAUACUAUGGUUAACUAGUGGUGAAGAAUUUUUAAAUUAAAUAUUCUGAAUUAUUUGGGUCUUUGUAGCACUACUUGUAUAGCUAAUAAAUGUGCAUGUGCAUUAAUGUUAAUAGCACUUAUUAUUUUACAGAAAAAAAAUAGUU
Molecule: messenger RNA, 1530 nt
Organism: Cyprinodon variegatus (sheepshead minnow)
Lineage: Eukaryota; Metazoa; Chordata; Actinopteri; Cyprinodontiformes; Cyprinodontidae
Exons: 7
Coding region: 94-1224 (376 amino acids)
Source: RefSeq, a predicted model, not a curated record